UCGAAUGGGCCAAUGAUCAAGUAUCUCAAUCGUGGGUGACGCCCGUGACUCUGCAUGUAUAUUGAUCGUUACUGCGUUAAACAAAGUAAUAUUUUACUUCAGUGGGCCUAGCUAAAACUAGUCGUAAGGCAUGUUUGGAGUAAAAACGCCAGAAGGUGGAUAAAAGGGGACAGAACAAGAAACAUUUUAAUGACUAGGCUGCAGAUGCUAAUCUAGGACGAAGUGAAAAAGGAAAGAAAAAAAUAAAUAUGGCGGCUUUGGGGAGGACUAAGGUUCAGAGCUGGGACAUAAUAAGACACGACCUUAUAGAAGAAUUUGACACCAGCCCUCUUGUAUUUGACCAGGUCCUUGAAUGUUCAGAGACAUACAUGCAUACACAUGGAGGAAAUCUCCCUCCACAGAAUGGACAGGAGUAUUUUGAUAGGCUGGAGGGUAAACUGACAAAGCUGAACAUGUUGGAUUUUCUGAUCACAGUCAUGGAGCAGCUAAAUGUACACACAGAUAUGGGGACAGUGUGCCAGGACAAGGUCCUCAGGGGGUACAGGGAAAAACUGGAGGAAUGCCAGAGGGCUGAGAUGGAAGAUGAAGAGGAGAACAAGAACUUUGUUGGUAGGGAAAAGUACAUUGACGACAUUGUGAAGAUGUUUGAGGAUGACAGAAAUAAGUACAAAGGUGUGUGCAUCCGUGGAAUGGGAGGCUUAGGUAAAACAACACUGGCUAACCAGAUCUGUAGAAAAUUGAAAGGUGAAUGGAGGGUCGUCAAAGUAGAUCUCCGGGAAGUAUUGAAAUUGAGGGACAUGCUCAUGUACAUAUUUAAACAGCUCACCUGUCAGACAUUGAUACGGGGAGAAGAGGAAGACAUUCUAGAGCGAAUCAAGGAGUUUCUGAGAAAAGACAAUGCUAUAGAAUGCAAAACCAUACUUAUGCUGGAUAACAUUGAGGAUGUAAUGGAUGGAGAGGGAACAAAUAGAUUUUUAAAAGACUUCUUCGACAAAUUCAUCAAUUUUAUCGGAGAAUUCGGCGAUAAGUGCAAAAUGCGCCUAUUGCUGACAUCCCGCCUUUCAUUGUUCGAUCAUCCCCGGUUGUCUGGCGCCGUAAGAACACUAUUGAGAUUGUUUAAAGGGCAUGACAGAGUUUAUGGCUUGAUCGUUGAAAAAGAGAUACUCCCUUUUGAGGCCAGUGAAGCUUUGAAACUCUUCGAGAAAAGCAUUGGUGAGAAUCAGAUUGACACCAUACAGAGGGAAAGAAUUGUGGAGCUCUGUGGGUACAGUCCUAUUGCCAUUACCAUUUUAUGUAAAUCCAUGUGCCACGAUGGGUUAACGCCUGAAUCAAUUAUACAGGAUUUGGGACAAAACUUCUGGCUUCGGCGUAUAUUAAGAACACCAAAUGUUGCCGGGUGUCUGGAAAAAUCAUUCGAAUCUCUGAAUCAAUGCGCAAAAAAAAAUCUUAUACGACUGUCUGUUUUUCAUUCAGCGCCAUUUGACAUUUUUGCUGCUGCGGAUGUCCUUAGGACCACAGCUACAAGAUUUGAAUGCAAAAAUGAACCAACGCCAAAGGAAAAAUUAGAUAUCCUGAAAUUGAGAAGUUUUAUCGAGAUUUCAGAACAUGAGGAUACGGUAAGAUACUCACUUCAUCCACUGGUCUUUCACCUGUUGAAAGGCAAAGUAAAGUCAAAACAAUUUAAAAAAGAUUUUCAGAUUGCAAAAGAAAGGUUUGUUGAAUACUUCAGAAAAGAGAUAUGCGAGGUCGCAAAGAAAAUGGACAAAGACUGUAGAAAAGGGAAUAUGGUGCUGGAAAAUAACAUGAAGCAUGUCAAGAAUUUUUAUGAAUUUAUGGCGACAGAUGAUUUGCAGGAACUAGUAAUCACCAAACCAGCUGACAGCAUGACAACGAUAGUGGAGAGCAGGAGAAUUUAUGAAAUUGCAGAUAUCCUUCUGUAUGAUGAUACCAAAUGGAGUUUGAUACAAAAUGCUAUCACAAAGACCAAAGCCAGCGAGGAAAAUCAGUUACGUCAUUUCUUUUGGCGUGUAUGCGAGAUUGCUUUGUUGUUAGACCUGGAUAGAAAUCAAGAAGCCAAAAAGAAAAUUGACUCUUUAGACAAGUUGCUCAGCCCAACGUUGAGAGAGAUGGACGAUAUGGCAAUGGCAGCAGUGCAAGGCAGCUUGUUCUUCCAGAUGGGUAGGUAUUUCCGUAAGGAGUACGACUGUGAAAAAGCUUUACAUUACCUGGAACUUGCUGAGAAGGGAAUAAGGGAAGUGGGGACAGACCAUAAGAUUCUUCUGUCUAAGAUAUACAAUGUUAUGGGCGGAUCAGAAUACAGAAAGAAGAAGCCAGACUACAAAUUGGCCAGGGAGUUUCAUGAACGGGCAUUGCAAAUAAUUAUAGUUUAUACGAACAGAAGAUGUUUUAACAUUGAAACACCAGAAUAUUUGCAAAAUAUUGGAACAUGUUUGUUCAAAGAUGGUGAGUCUCUUCGCAAGAGAGGGAAAGAAAAAGAAGCUGAAGUAAAAUACCAGGAAGCGAUCAAAAGGUACGACGUGGCAAUUCAGCUUGACAAACAGAUGAAGUUGGACAAAAUGGAGUGUCAUGCACAAAUUCUUCAGAACAGAGGCGAAGUGUAUUGUGCAUUGGAGUGUUGGGAUAAGGCUGAGGGCGAUCUGAAACACUCUAUGUCCUUACGACAAAUGAUACUGUCACCUCCACAUAGACAACUCACCUUAGUAUUGUUUAAAACAGCCCAAUUACUGUACAAGAAAGGUGUUUGGCUCUACCACAAAGGAGACAAAGAUCAUGCGAGAGAAUCAAUGUUGUUGGGUAAGGGGCUUUGUGAAAAGAUAUCAGAUUUGACGAUUAACGGAGGCCUACCAGUAACAGAUGGUAACUACUCGGAAGUCAAGGAACUCACCUUCAAACUCCUCGGCACCCUACAGGAGCACCAAACAUCCAAAUUGAUUCGGAACAAAUACAGGAAAUUCGAAAAGGGUGCCUUCGACAAACAAAUCAGCAAAACACGUAGUAUAGGAAAGUCGCACUUCACGCAAAAUCAGAAAUAUAGCAGAACAUGGAGGGAACCAACAGACAAGGCACACUGCGACUCAGACUCCUCCUCUGAUGAUGAUGAUGAUGAUGAUGAUCAUGCUGAUGAUGAUGGCGAUGGCGAUUAUGACAGCGCUCAUCUGUCUAAGAUGAGUGAACGAGAGAAAGCUGUAGACUUAACCGGUGUCACGUAUGUUGGAAAUGCUCGUUUUAUUCGCAAUACUCAAAAAUAUCUUUUCCAAGUCGUUUUGAAGGAAUCCGGUGAAGAGGAGAAUGAGGAGGAGGAAGGGGACAUCGAUAUUGAAGCCCGUAUCUCAGCCUUGAUUGACAAUAUCGACAUGAUAUACUUUGAAAGCUGCAAAAAUGGAAACAACACUAAUGGGGAUGAUAGCAUGCGUCUAAACAUCAAGGAGGAAGACAACACGCAUAGACGCUGCAGUGUUGGUGAGAAUGGUGACCUGGGAAACAGUGAUACUAGCAUACAAGGAAGAACUGUAAGCCCAAUGGAUGUUGGUGAUUGCGUUAUAUAUGAUUCAACAAAGCCAAUUGCGAGUGCUAGAGUAUUGGCCGGCGUAACUCACACGGACACGCACAGAGAGCAAAAUGUCCAGGCGUCAUGUGUGGCCGAGCCAGCGCCACUGGAAUACAACAUGGAUAACGAUUAUGCAUUUGCUGCCUCAGAACAAGUUAACAGAGUCAAUAAUUACAAGAGCAGUGCCAGCCUUCUCUUAGAAAAGCCCAACGUCGAUUUAAUUUUGAAGGGAGAAGAUACCGACACAGAUGAAAUUGAGCCCACAUCAAUCAAACAAAAGAAAAGGAAACGAAGUCUGAAUCAAGAAGUGGGGAAACGAUCUUCGUUGAUGAACUGGAAGAGGAGUAGGAGAUACCGUGACUCAAAUACAUGAUUUGUGCUAAAUAUCUGACUCACAAAUGAAAGAUUGUAUAACAAAAGUAACAAAUGACCAUACAAAUGUAUACAUAUAUAAACAAUAUCACACCUUUAUCUAACAUGUUAGGUAGCACAAGGGUUUAACCCACACGAGUACAUUUACGGUUUUUACGAUUGCUCCUUGUGCACUGAUAAAAUGAUUGUUGUUGUAUAUUUAUAUUAUAAUUGAUGGAAAACUCUACUCAUCUUUAUUCUGCAUCAAUAUUAAUGAUGUGUUUUAGAUAAGAGCUCUUGUAUACACCGUACUAAUCAUAUACCUACAUUUCAUUUUACGUAUUUUAUUCCUAAUAUUUUAUCAUACUUUAUCUUUCACUACAAAGAUGCAUCCUUCUUUCAUUCCCACAUUUCGCACGGCUUUUAUUCCGUAUCUAUAAUGUAUUUCAGAAGAAAAAAUAAACAAAAUGAUGAUCAAAUGGUAAUCAUUUAUGUAUAUAUAAUGUAUUAUACCAAUUAUGAUUACAGAAAUUUGUUACAGUGUUGCUUGGCAUAUCAGUGUAGAAUUGUACUUUUUCAAUUAGUAAAGAAACGGGGGUUUUAUUUUACAGAAUUACAGUCUAACAAAAUUGCUGGACAAAACAUUGUAUAAUUAAGCUUCCCCAAUCAGUACAUCAAUACUUUUGAGUAUGUUUAUUUAUUUUACACCAAUCAAACUUGACAUAAACUACAAAUCAUUUUGUAUUGUAUUUAGUUGUUAAGGGAAUUUAUCUUUGAGGCUGACAAAAUUCAGAACUUCUUAACUAAUGUACAUAAUAAUAAAGUUUGAAUAACUCUUUUAUAAGACAAGCAACAAAUUGAUUGACAUUGUAUAAUAUGUGAAAUCGCUUUAUUUGAUUUCUUGUAAAACAUAAACUACAUGUUGUUUGACAUUGUAUAAAACAUGAUGUUCCUCAUUAAUGUUUCUACAUAAUUUCUAAUAUUUUUAGUAUUUUCAAAUAAAAAAUAAAUAAAAAAAAAUCGGUUUUGCAAAAGUGACAUGUUCCUUUAUAGCUUCCAAACGUCAUAAUUUUCGUUUCUUUGUGUAUAAUAUUCUGUUUUAUAUAUUUAUAUUGAAAUUCAUCAAUUAUUUUAGAUAAUGUUGAAAUAGUUUUGCCAAAUUUGACAUCAUUUGAAUUGUUUCGGGUACAUACUUUCCCAUUUUGUAUGUACUUUUGGUUCCGUAUUAUCAUAUAUUAUUAUAAAUAGUACUCAAAUUUACUUUUUCAGUCGAUAUGUUUAUUGUAUUUAUCAACAAUAUUUAAUGUUGAGUCUUUUUUUGAAUACUUAACAGAUUCACUUAUUGCUUUUUUUUCUUUUUUCAACAUCCUUUUCUACUUUUUCGGAAUAGCAGUAUUUAGUCUAGCCUUUUCACAAAUGAAGUUUCUUCUAUCAAUUAACUUCCCAUAUAUAUUUCUUGAUGACUUUAUUUUGCAAAGAGUCCCAUAUGUCAUCUUUCUUGUGGGUGUCACUUUUUGUAAAGGAACUGAAAAAGCAAAUGUUUUCUUGGAAUACUGAUUUGAUAUGUAUCGUCCAACGAGUUUUACUAUUUUGCUUUUACUAUCCUGUUGUAUUCCAUUUAGUAGUGUUUCUUUCCAUAUUUUUGUAUAUCAGUUUUAUUUGUUUGCUGAAUGUAAAUAGUAUUAUAUCCAUUGUAUGCAUCCCCCUCUUGAUUGUUCUGAACAAACUAUAUUUCCCUGUAAUAUAUCUAUUUUCCUAUUCCACAUAAAUUAUUUUUUAACUUUUGUUUUAUUCUUUCAAAGAUUUAUCUGGUAUAUAACGAGCUUCUAUUUCAUAACCUACCUUAGAUAUUAUUAAUGAUUUGAUGAUUUUGUUUUUCCAAAUAGGGUGCGAUUUCCUAAUUUCCAUACUUGCACGCAGCCAUUUAUCUGUUUUUCAUUUUUCUUUCCAUAAUGCAUCCUUGUCGAUGACGUGUCCGUGAUAGACACCUAAUGUUUUAUAUAUGUUUGUUUAUAAAUAUUUAUAUUUAUGUCUGUUGUUAUAUGUUUUAUAUAUGUUUGGAGCAUAUUAUUGCUCAUUAUUUGAAAAACUGAUGUGUCCGUCUUCCACGGUAGAUACCAGCGGUUUUAUUGUCAAUCUUCCACGGUAGCUACCAGCGGCUUUAUUGUCAAUCUUCCACGGUAGAUACCAGCGGUUUUAUUGUCAAUCUCCCACGGUAGAUACCAGCGGUUUUAUUGUUCAUCUUCCACGGUAGAUACCAGCGGUUUUAUUGUCCAUCUUCCACGGUAGAUACCCGUGGUUUUAUUGUCCAUCUUCCACGGUAGAUACAAGUCGUUUUAUUGUCCAUCUUCCACGGUAGAUACCAGUCGUUUUAUUGUCCAUCUUCCACGGUAGAUACCAGUCGUUUUAUUGUCCGUCUUCCACGGUAGAUACAA
Molecule: messenger RNA, 6354 nt
Organism: Mizuhopecten yessoensis (Yesso scallop)
Lineage: Eukaryota; Metazoa; Mollusca; Bivalvia; Pectinida; Pectinidae
Exons: 10
Coding region: 249-3941 (1230 amino acids)
Molecular function (GO): ATP hydrolysis activity; protein binding
Source: RefSeq, a predicted model, not a curated record